AUGUCCGCGGUCGGACAACUCAACGAGAAGGAGGCCCAGUUGCCUCCUCGUCCCGAGUCGAAUGGCUCGUCAUCCGAUGAUCUCGAACGUUCACCAAAGCCCUUCAAGAAGGAAGGCGAUGCAACCGAUGAUAUUGUAGAAGUCAGCAGCAACGCCGACUCCGAGGAAGCCCUCGCCGCCGCUCGUGUCAAGCAGGCACAAGAAGGUGGUACCAUUGUUUACCGUACACUCUCUUGGCAAAAGGCAGCCAUUCUCCUCUUCACCGAGUACGUCUGUCUCGCAAUCUUGUCCUUCCCAUGGGCUUUCUCCUACCUCGGUAUGGCCGGUGGUCUCCUCGCCACUUUCGGUAUCGGUCUUGCCGCUCUAUACACGUCUCUCACUCUCUGGAGAUACUGCCUCCGCCACCCUCAUCUCCUCAACAUUUGUGAUAUCGGAUACCAGAUCUUUGGCAAGAGCAAGAUUGCAUACGAACUCACUGCUCUUGCGCUCAUUCUCAACAAUGUCUUCAUCAUGGGUCUCCACACGCUCACUGGCUCCCAAAUCCUUAACACCCUCUCAAACCACGGUACCUGCAGUCUCGUCUUCUCGCUCGUCAUCAUGAUCCUCUCGAUCAUCCUUACCCUACCAAGGAAGCUCGAGCAGCUCACCGGGUUCGGUAUUGUUUCGGCAAUCUCCAUGUUUAUUUCGAUUAUGCUUGUCAUGAUUUUCACCGGCAUUCAAGGUCCCAACCCCGCCGUCAAGGACUUCGACGAGCCCGUAUUCAUCACUGCGUUUGCUCCCAAGGGCACCGGCUUCGUCAACGGUUUCUCUGCCGUAUUGAAUAUAAUCUUCACAUGGAUCGGGCACAUCAUGUACCCUACCUUCAUCGCCGAGAUGAAGGAUCCUCGAGAGUUCCCCAAGGCUCUCUACGCCGUCACCGUCGCCGAGUUCGUCCUUUUCAGCAUCACCGGUAUUGUCGUUUACCGAUACACCGGCCAGUACACCACAGCCCCUGCUGUCGGAACCCUUCGACCUGUCUUCAAGAAGAUCGCUUUUGCUUUCGUCCUCCCCACUACUAUCAUCAUCGGUGUCCUCUACGCUUCUGUUGUCGCCAAGUACUUGUUCUCUCGAAUCUUCCUCGGCACAAAGCACUACAACAACCACACCGCCGUUGGUUGGGCCGGCUGGAUUGGAUGCGUCGUCGUCACCUGGGUUCUCGGCUGGGUCAUCGGCGAAGCCAUUCCCUUCUUCUCUUCUCUGCUUUCGUUGAUGAGUGCCCUUUUCGACUGCUACUUCGGUUAUGUCUUCUGGGCCUUCGCUUUCUUCGAGCUUUACAAGGGACAGCUUUGGGUCGGUCAGUCUUGGGUCAGAAAGAUCGAAACCGCCUUUCAGUUCGUGCUCAUUGCUGCGGGGCUUUUCAUCCUCGGUCCAGGCCUUUAUGUCAGUGUGCAGUCGAUCAUUGACAACUACGAUACAGGCAGUGUCAAGUCGCCUUUCACUUGCGCUGAUAACUCGCUUUGA
Ustilago hordei is the source of this 1500-nucleotide messenger RNA. RefSeq lists its product as uncharacterized. Gene Ontology annotation, biological process: amino acid transmembrane transport. Gene Ontology annotation, molecular function: amino acid transmembrane transporter activity. Bases 1 to 1500 code for a protein of 499 amino acids. The record is from RefSeq and is a predicted model, not a curated record. Gene Ontology annotation, cellular component: vacuolar membrane. Lineage: Eukaryota; Fungi; Basidiomycota; Ustilaginomycetes; Ustilaginales; Ustilaginaceae. The transcript has 2 exons.